Lobosporangium transversale is the source of this 373-nucleotide messenger RNA. RefSeq lists its product as hypothetical. The transcript has a single exon. Bases 55 to 333 code for a protein of 92 amino acids. Lineage: Eukaryota; Fungi; Mortierellomycota; Mortierellomycetes; Mortierellales; Mortierellaceae. The record is from RefSeq and is a predicted model, not a curated record.
CAAAAGUAAAAAAACAACUCGUUCAUCAAUCUGUUUAUCUGCAGCCCAUCAUCAAUGACUGAUGUAAUCUUCCUAUUAUAUAAGACACAAGCGUUUGAUUUUUUUUUUUCUUUCGCUUUCACUCUUGUUCAAGCAAGUGCUAGCUUUGUUUGGCUAUGGGACUGUACAGAGUUGUGCAAAGUAGUGCCUUUCAAUAUGGGGCUUUCGCAGAACAGAGUUAAGGGUUCACAAGAUUGUGCUCUAUUCAUGAGCAACAAGAAACUUGGCAGAAUCCACAUAAGAACAAGCUCAUAUAAAACUUCUUUUGCGGCUACUUGUUCAGCUUCUCUAUGAGCAUAGAUAGUACACACCACAUCACACCAUACAAAAGAAA